This is a messenger RNA of Meira miltonrushii, 3483 nucleotides long. RefSeq lists its product as uncharacterized. The transcript has a single exon. The record is from RefSeq and is a predicted model, not a curated record. The coding region runs from base 1 to 3483 and encodes 1160 amino acids. Lineage: Eukaryota; Fungi; Basidiomycota; Exobasidiomycetes; Exobasidiales; Brachybasidiaceae. Gene Ontology annotation, biological process: regulation of synaptonemal complex assembly.
AUGAGUAGUAAUCACUAUUCAUCACCUGCUGUAUUAGCCCCAUUCAAAAUUCCUAAUUUCACCAGUUCAAGUAAUUCCAGCGAUCAUCGCGAUCCAAAACAUCGCCCUGAGGCACAACACAAAAAGCAUCAAGAUAUCUCUGGCAAUCAUCGCGAUCCAAAGCAACGCCCUGAGGCACAGCACAAAAAGCAUCAAGAAAUCUCUGGCAAUCAUCGAGACCCAAAGCAGCGACCAAAGGCACAAUACAAAAAGCAUCAAGUAUCUUCUACAGUCUCUAAUUCAUCAUCCUUGAGCUCUAGAAUGAUGUCUUCUCCAACACCUACCAAUCUAGUGCCAUCGCAAGAAGAAGCGUCUCUUUUCAACAUGGAUAUCGAUAGCAUUGGUCCAUCAUCCACACCAAUGCCAUCAUCUGGUCAGCCAGACAGUCAAAUGCAUUCAUCUGGUCAACCAUACAGUCAAGUGCAUUCAUCUGGUCAAGAAGAGAGGGAGACGCAUUUACCCGAUCGAAACGAGAGACAAACGCAAACUUUGUCAGAAUUGGCCAAUUCAGUCCACAAAGCCAUGUCAGCCAUGUCGCACACAAAUUGUGCAGAUGAGGUAAAUCGCAAAUUCAUUGAAGAAAUCAUGGAGCACGUUGAGGAAAUGGCUAAAAACAACCGUCAUCGCGACGAAGGAACCAAGGCACAACUUGAUGCUUUGGGAACUAGAUUGUGGAAUAGCGCUUUGAUCAUCAGAGCAGCCGCUGGAGAUUGCCCACAGCAAGAAAUUCUCUCAGCAAUUGCCAUGCUUCGUCGCACAGCUUGUUUGCUGCUCAACAUGUGCCGUCUGGAGAAGGAAGACGUUGAGUCUUCUCAAAAAAUCGUCACUGUAUGCGCUCGAACGGCAAUGGAUCUCAUUAAUUCUGACGAAAGAGUCAUGGCAGAAGAGAUGAUUCAAAUGGCAGCUGAAUGCGCUGAACCUCUGGAAAAGAUCGAUACGGAUGCCGGAGUAUUUGACGAUGACUACAAGGACUCCGUUUUCGAGGCUGUAUGCGCAUAUCGUCUGGCUCGCUUCCAGCUUAGCGCAGGUAGCAAUGAGGCUGUAAUGUCCCAUUUCAUGCACAAAGCAUUGAACAGCUGUCAAAAGCUGAGAAGUGAUUCAUGGGUAUCAAGAGCUACUCUUAAAUAUGCAAUCGAACUUGCCGUCAAGGUGUUGGAAAACGAAGAAGAUAAAGCGAAUGACGUGCUUAAAGAUGCAUCAAAGUUACAAGAAAUUAAGAUCUUCCUCGAGCGAGUGCAUAUGAUCUUUAGAAAGAAGCCAUAUGCUGAUUGUCCAGCAUACAUCCGAUCAAGGCUGGAUGUCGCAUUUCUCCUUUCCCGUGUUCAGUAUAUCACGGGUAAGCUCAAUAGCAAGGAUGAAAACAAAUUGGCGGCUGAAGACACCCUACGCCUUGCUGUCAACGAAGCAAAAGAGGCAUUCCAGACGGGCGAAGCAACAAAGGCAAGUCUGUUGAUCAUGUCAAUGAUGGAGGAACGAAAAGCGCCUCUUGAGCUUAUGUUGCAAGGAUGGCGUGACCUUGUGUCCGAUCUUGACUUCGAAGGAGCUCAUAUUGAUACAAUCAUCAAGAUUCUCUUUCGCACUCUUCUUCGCAAACCGAACAAUUGUUCUGGAUACAUCCUUCGCGUGGUGAGCGACAUUUGCCAAUGCAUGCUCGAUUCAAGAUUGGACAAAGUCAGUUGUGCGACUCACAUUGGCAAAUUAGGUUUUGUAGCCGUGAAGGCAGCAGGAUUGGAUUGCACGGCACAAUUGAAAGAGUUCUUUGAUGUAAUCGAUCAAUCCAAUCCACCUGUCCAAUUGAGCGAAGAAAUGGGGUACGCUUGGCUUGACGCCCUGCUCAAAGCUGCAAAAGAUGAUAAUACAAAUGAUCAUAAAAAGGCAAUCGAUCUUCUCGCUUUAGCCAGCCAUCCUAUUCUCGCAAAGCCGGAGGAUACAGCCUACGUUGCGGUCAAAAAGGCAGCAUACCUUCUUUUACAAGCUGGAAGGUACGCGGAGUGCGACAAAUUGAUUUUGCAACAGCUUCCAUCGGGCGAUCCGCCUGCUUCGUUGAUCUUAUGCAUCUCUUUCAUCCGUCAGAGGAAGGAAUUGCAUGCAGGUAAACUUCUCGAUAGCUUCGAGCCUAGAGAAUGGAGCGCAAAUGUGUUGCUUUGGAUCGUGUCAGAGGCUUUUGCACAAGGCAUGACAAGCCUUCAAUCCAGAGCAAUGGUGAUGUUCUUGGAAAUUUGUCCAGAUACUGAUCACGAUUUGAAUAAUAUUAGGCUACUUCGAACCGUGGUUGCAAUGUACAUCGACCUUUUGCAAAGGACUAGUGACCCAGAGGAGCAGGAAUUGACAUUUGAUAAACUGUCAAAAUUGAUUGGUCGCUACGAAACCAUCUUGCUUGCCGCGUCUCAUGCAGACAAACAGUCAAAGGAGAAAGCACAAGAAGCGGAUUGGAUCAUUGGUACACUGUACAAGCUUGCAAUCGAUUCCGAAAACAAGCUUCAUCCACACAUGAUUGAUAGCUUGGAUCGCACUAUCGUACAAAUUGCUGACUAUCGUGAGGCUUUUGAAGAGCCUUGCCAACCGCAAAUUCAUCUUUUGCGCUUCUAUGCUGGCUUCCGAUCUUUGUUGGAAUUCAAGAAAUUAAUCAGCACAGCAAGAGAAACAGCUGAAACGGUACAAAGCUUGCAGGAGGCCUGGAAGCGAGUGACAAAGUGCGAAAGAGAUCUAUUCCACUCAAUUGCAGCGGGACAGUACAAUGAGGCUAGAGAGAAUGACAAGCUUGCUGUCUUGUCGAUCAAAGUAGAGAUUUUGCUGGAAUUGCAAAAAGAUCAAGACGUCAAGAGUAUUUUGGAAAGUGAAGAGGUCUCUCUUGAUCAUCGAGCAACGGAUGAAGUGGCCAGAGUACUUGUGCAGCACCCCAGAACAGAACCAUUCCUGUUGAAAGCGGCUGUCAAGAAAUUGAUCAAUUUCUACAAAGAUCAGGCACGAACGCAUGGUAGCUAUCCGGCCAAUGAGGUAGCCGAGUGGUUGAGACACCUUUUGGAAAAGCAAUUAAAGCAUUACAAACGUAUGCAAACUAUGGUGUACCAUGAGAUUAUCGAAUUACUGGGAGAUAUGAUGCUUCCUCUAUUGGGAGAUGAUGGCCUUGUCGCAAAUCCACCUUGGCCUACAGUAGAAUUGAUCUACUUUCAGCAAAAGGCUCGCGAAGUGGCGUACGAUUUGGCAAAGCAAGGUAAAGUUGAGCCAGCAUUCCAGCUAAUUAACGUCAGUAAUGAUAUUUUGCAAGGCAUCAAACCGGAUUUGACGCCAGAAGCAGCCCAUGCAGAGGAGCGAAGGUUGCAGCAAAUCGUGGAACUACUUGAAAGAAGACAAGGUCAAACUUUCUACCAUCCUGCUCCAAACGUCCGUAAUACGUCUUUUGUCCCUCCGGUUAGCAACAACUACAACGGUAUGUUUCACUGA